This is a messenger RNA of Micropterus dolomieu (smallmouth bass), 3250 nucleotides long. RefSeq names its product base methyltransferase of 25S rRNA 2 homolog (gene samtor). The record is from RefSeq and is a predicted model, not a curated record. Lineage: Eukaryota; Metazoa; Chordata; Actinopteri; Centrarchiformes; Centrarchidae. Gene Ontology annotation, biological process: negative regulation of TORC1 signaling. The transcript is spliced from 5 exons. The coding region runs from base 333 to 1364 and encodes 343 amino acids.
UUUACCACCACUCCUCUUGUUGUCCUUUCAUUUCUGCAAAUCUGAUAGAGCGUUUUUCCUCGUGGUCAUGGGAUUUCUCCCUUAUCAGUGUGUUUGCCUAUGCUACAGGCUAUAAACUGCUCGGUAACUCUGAAGAUUUGCUGAAGGGAAUUUUUGUGGACUUUAUUAUUACUGUCAAAUGUCAAUUUGAGGAUGAUUUUCAGAGAAACAGUUCCACUUAUGUGCUGGCUGAGACGUGUGAACAUGUAGGCAAUGUAGCAGUAAAUGUAGCCUGAGCUUUUUUAGCAGGUUUUUCCAAAGAAGUACUGUGUAAUGUUUCGGUGCUAAAGGGGAUGGCCAAAGUUGUGGGCGACUUUGACAAAAUCUGGCGCGAGCACUGUGAGGAUGAGCAGACGCUGAGUGAGUACGCCCUCGCCAUGAAGAAUCUUGCUGACAACCACUGGACCAAGAAUUGUGAAGGAGAGGGACGCAUUGAUUGGUGUCGCAGUGUCUGUCAAGAAUAUUUUUUGGAUGGUGGGAUGAAAAGAAUGUUAGAAAAGGAUGAGAAAAGUGCCACGCUUGCCAUGGGUCUGACAGCAGCAUCUGUAAGUGCCCAACCGUAUAGCACCAUGCCCAGUUCAAUCUCUCAGCUGGGGAAAAUGCGCCUUCUUGACGUGGGAAGCUGCUUCAACCCUUUCUUGAAGUUUGAUGAAUUCCUUACAGUUGGUAUUGACAUAGUGCCUGCAGUUGAGAGUGUGUACAAGUGUGACUUCCUCAACCUUCAGCUCCAGCAGCCUCUCCAGCUGGCAGGUGACGCGGUAGAGGCCUUCCUCCGCCAGCUCCACAACCCUAUCGACAGCCUGCCUGCCCAGCUUUUCCACGUGGUGGUCUUCUCCCUGCUCCUGUCCUACUUUCCCUCACCAUACCAGCGCUGGAUCUGCUGCAAGAAGGCCCAUGAGCUGCUGGAGCUGCACGGCCUGCUGCUCAUCAUCACACCCGACUCCUCCCACCAAAACCGCCAUGCCCUCAUGAUGCGCAGCUGGCGCGUCGCGGUGGAGUCACUGGGCUUCAAGCGCUACAAAUACGUCAAGUAUUCCCACAUGCAUCUCAUCGCCUUCCGUAAGGUGUGUCUUGCCACCACCAGUGACCUGGUGUCCCGCAACUACCCUGAGAUGCUCUACAUCCCUCAGGACUUCCACUCCAAUGAGGAGGAAGAGUGUGCCGACGUGCCCGUGCAGGUGCGCUCCGAGUUUGAGGAUGACCAGCUGGCUUGGGGCUUCACGGAGCUACCUGACACGCCCUAUGAUUCAGAUUCUGGGGAGAGCCAGAGCAGCUCAGUGCCUGGCUUCUAUGAGCUAGAAGACCCCAUCCUGCUUCAGAGCUAGGCUAAACCAGCUACCCCACCCCACUUUUCUCUACAUAACUGUAACCUCCCCUUCAACUGCUGCGCUGCCAAAUUUAACCUGCUGCAUUCUUCUCCCACUUCUCCUCCCUGUCCUCGAAACAAUGCAGUUUGCACAGUGUGAAAGACCGAAGUUUACAGAUUAUUUUCUCAUAUCCACACUCCUCUGAGAGCACACACAUACAUGCACACAUAGACGCAUACACACACACACACACACACACACUAAGAUGGAUAUAUUUUGAUAAAUGUCUAGGUUUUUUAAAAGUUGGAAAGUGAAUGCCCUUAAGAUAUCUAAACUCCCUGCUCAUUGAUUUCCAUCCCAUCUUCCAAUCAGCUCUCAAUAAUAAAAGUCAGCUUGUCUACAUUCUGUACUCAGUUUCUAUUUGAAUAAGCUAGAGUGGCAGGUGGCUUAGUACAAAAACGCAAAUACAGCAACCCGAGUGGUCUGACAGGAGUAUGAUUGCACUGGAGAGACUGAAAUGGAAUAACUGGACUGGUACGCUUGCUUAUGUUGCAAUCAUGCAGCUAGAUUUUCUGAAAAUUCUUGAUGUGCAUUUAGUUUUCCAAGACAAAAAAAAAGAAAGUUUGUUGUUUUGAAAUAUAUAUUCUCAACAGUCAAAACAUUGGUGUUGUCCAGUGUUACGUGUGGCAGUGCCCUUUUAACUUGGCAUCCUCUAAAUGAUUUGUGUAUCUUUUACAAGAAAGUGGUAUUUGUAGCAUUUUAAACAUUUUCAGAAACAUACAGUAGGUGUAUUACUAGGUUUACUAAUGUGAAACUGUAGCUGUGUUUACUCAUUGUGUAACAAGGUACGAGUGUUUCAAAGUAGGUAUUACACUUUUCUCCUCCUCCUCGUUGUCCUCACAAAUAUUAAUACAGAAUUAUCUCCUGAUAUAUUUCCAAUACAUUGUUGUUCCCAAUCAAAGAGAAGUAGUAUCAAACUGACUUUACAGCACCAGUAUCCUUUGACACAAUUUUGUAACUUUGUGAAAAUACAGUACUUUGCCUCCAAAAAGAUCCAGUUCUGAACUGCUCACAGUCAGAAAAUUCACCUCGACAGAAAGAUUUGCACUAAUUUUCUGUUUUGUCAUACAGAACCUCUGAAACGGGUGAGAAACUGAAGAUUUUAGCAAUAGCAAGGGAUUCCAGAUCUGAAGAUACUGUAUCCUACUGGGGGAGGUUUUAGCUAAAGACACUACCAGGUGAAAUGUUAGCGUGUGUUCCGGCCUGUCCCUGUGCAGGCUAAAUGUGUGGGUAUGGUUGGGUUUGUUAUUGUGAAUGGAGGAAUGAAUUUGUGUUGGUGUGUGUUUUGUCUGUGGCACUUUAUCAUUGAUCCCAAAGGGUGUCACAAAAUGUAAUUAUUUUCCUAUGAUGACGGUUUUACAACCAAUAUGAUGGGCCCAUAAUAAUACCAUUAAGUCGAAGGUGCCUUCUUUGUUCACAUUUGCUGUAUGUUGCGAGCAGACUUUCAUGCCCCUGGAGAAAACGAAACUCAUACCUUUUGUAACAAAACAAUAUCAAGCUUCUCUAGCCAAACAGUACAUACAAACCGUCUCCUUUUGUCAUAUUAAUGGUUAACAAGAAACAUUUCCAGUGUUGAUGUAAUGCGGUGUGUUGUUGCCAUAUCGUUUUCCAGUUAAUGCACAUCCCUCUGCUGAUAUCUCCUGUUUUCAUAGAAACAGUACCAGACAAAAUCAGACUUUGAAGAAGAGUGUUUUGUGAUUAAUUGGUGCAUUUGUCUUCCAGUCUUUCUUUGGUUCCAUUUGCAUGAGAUGGUUCAUCUACAUUAUCAGCAUUUUCAACAAUGCAGAACAACGUGUGCUUAUAGUAUGUUUGUAUUUCUCUUUUAUAAAUGAAUGUAAACGUAA